Molecule: messenger RNA, 660 nt
Organism: Penicillium antarcticum
Lineage: Eukaryota; Fungi; Ascomycota; Eurotiomycetes; Eurotiales; Aspergillaceae
Gene: nctA
Product: negative cofactor 2 transcription regulator complex subunit BUR6
Exons: 2
Coding region: 1-660 (219 amino acids)
Biological process (GO): transcription by RNA polymerase II; positive regulation of transcription by RNA polymerase II; negative regulation of transcription by RNA polymerase II
Cellular component (GO): nucleus; negative cofactor 2 complex
Molecular function (GO): RNA polymerase II general transcription initiation factor activity; transcription coactivator activity; transcription corepressor activity
Source: RefSeq, a predicted model, not a curated record
AUGACAGAGGACUAUCGGCCUCGUUCUCCUGAUUUUUCCUCUCCUUCUCAUCCUCCUCCCUCUUCUUCCUCUUAUCGCAAUCCGAGUGUGUCUCAGCAGUACGUUCCACCAUAUGAGGACAUGGCCCGUCGUUCAACUCGUCUUGCCCAGCCUGAUAUCGCAAUGCCCGAAUAUAUGCCUGAACAGAUCACCGAACCCGCUCCUGAGCCGGUCUCCGACUACGUCAUAGAGCCUAUGGCGCCUGCGCCUGUGAAGGAAGAAGAGAUGGCACCAGCUCCAGCUGCGGCUCCGUUUGGGGCGGGGAUUGAAGUAAAAACCAAGUUCCCCGUGGCGCGCAUUAAGCGCAUCAUGCAGGCUGAUGAGGACGUCGGCAAAGUUGCUCAAGUCACCCCGAUUGCUGUGUCCAAGGCCCUUGAACUCUUCAUGAUUUCCCUCGUCACCAAGGCCGCGCAAGAAGCCAAGGAUCGCAACUCCAAACGCGUUACUGCCUCACAUCUCAAGCAUGCCGUCGCCAAGGACGAGGUACUCGAUUUUCUUGCUGAUAUCAUCGCCAAGGUGCCAGAUCAACCAGCCGGCCGCAAACACGAGGAUGACGGGAGCGACCAGAACGAGGGACGUCGCAAGCGGGGAGGUCGGCGACCAAAGGAGGAGAGCGAUUGA